GCUAUCAAAUAUUCCUCUCCUGCUUGUACGUAGCAGGAAAAAUGUUACAUUAAAUAUCCUUUAUUACAAUCUCUCCUUUUUCUCCAACAUUUGUUAAUUGUUUCAAUUAACACCUAUUCAUUAUUUAUAUAAUGGAGAAAAAGGUUGAGAACGCUAUGAUUAGCUAUGAUCCAAAAUCAAAAACAACCCUAGAUCAUAUUCCUCAACCCCAACCCAUUCUCAAGAAGGGAUCAUCAAAAGGAUCUAAGAAUUUCUUUAAGGUCGUUGUAUUCAUGUUGCGAGGGCAUUCUCGUAAAACAAAAUCGAUUAUGCCUAUUGAUAAUGAGUCUAAAAGCAUGUGGAAGAAGCUUUUGGGGUCCAUGAGACCUAUGCACCUUCAAAGCAACCAAUCACCACCGCAAAUUCUUAACGGUGAGAAUAACCAUAAAAAAGUGGUUAUUGAAAAUAAUGUUAAUAGCAUCAUUGAUACUCAAGGAGAGGAUGGGUUUCAUAAUGCAUCGGAGUUUCUGAAUUCGCCGUCUCCGACCAGAAGCUGCCUUGCUUCGGUGGCUAGUAGCCGCUACGCUUCCGCGGUGGGGCUAAGUGAAAUGGUUGAGGAGGAGAAAGAGGAAGAGAUUGUGGAAAAGGAUAAUAAUAAUAAUAAUAAUAAUAAUACUAAUGAGAAUGAUGAUGACAUGAUUGAUGCCGAUGCGGCGGGGCUAAAUGAAAUGGUUGAGGAGGAGAAAAAGGAAGAGAUUGUGAAUAAGGAUAGUAAUAAUAAUAAUGAGAUUGAUGAAGAUGACAUGAUUGAUGCCAAAGCUGAAGAUUUUAUUGCUAAAUUUUAUCGAGAAAUGAGGUUGCAGCGUAUGGAUGUACGUUACAAUGAGAUGAGUAUGAGGUCAUUAGGGUUAUGAUCUAGCUGAUUGCAAUGAUAUUCAUGAAUAUUGUGGUUUCAUACUUUGUCUAAUUGGGCAUGCAUGCAUGGAAACGAGAUCGAUUCAACCUCUUUCAUUCUUUUUGGUUUUUCUUUUGUGUGUAGAAAGAUGGGCCUGUAAACCCUUUCUUAAAAACAUAAAAGAAAAAGUAUAUAUGCGUGCGGAAAAAUGUAUACGUAUAUAUAAAGUGUUGUAACCUUGUUUUUAGAAGAAAAAAAAAUAUAAAGUCUUGCCAAAAUGAUCU
Messenger RNA from Medicago truncatula (barrel medic), 1158 nucleotides. Its product is annotated as myb-like protein X. The transcript has a single exon. Bases 132 to 893 code for a protein of 253 amino acids. The record is from RefSeq and is a predicted model, not a curated record. NCBI's taxonomy places the organism in Eukaryota, Viridiplantae, Streptophyta, Magnoliopsida, Fabales, Fabaceae.